Molecule: messenger RNA, 6495 nt
Organism: Oncorhynchus nerka (sockeye salmon)
Lineage: Eukaryota; Metazoa; Chordata; Actinopteri; Salmoniformes; Salmonidae
Product: calcium-binding protein 39-like
Exons: 8
Coding region: 3394-4419 (341 amino acids)
Biological process (GO): intracellular signal transduction
Molecular function (GO): protein serine/threonine kinase activator activity
Source: RefSeq, a predicted model, not a curated record
UAUUGUAUUUGUCAUUUGGAUGACACAAUUAGCUGGCCUGCCUGCAUUGGCCAAUGAUGUUCGCUAACUCCAGGCAGUUAUCUGUCUAACUAUCGACGUUAGCCAGCUAGCGGAGGCCUGUUAAAGCUUUCAAGCGUAUCACGUUAUUUGUUAGCUGCUACACGAGACCUUGAAUUUAAAAAAUAGCAAGCAAAUUUUGUGAUCUUCCUAACUAUCUUCAACUACAGUAGUUAAUACAGUAACUAGCUAGCUGGCGCUGUUAUAGCCAACUAACUAGAUGUAUGGUUAACGUUAGCUAGUCAGACAGCAUUGCCGUUGUGGUAGUUAAGUUAGCAAGCGAGCUAACUAGUACUAUUUAAAGGCCUGUUGUGUAUUUAGGCCUCCCGUAUGGACCACAAUAUGAGACGUCAGUUGGCAGGAUUGCACGACUUUGUGGACACUACCGAGCAGUUUACAAUUAGCCAACACGAAAUACUGUGCGCAGACGCUGGCUGACAUCUGCACCACACACCCUAUUUUGAGGCUCCAUGGCAUGGAUAACGAGGGCGGUUCCCUGUUUUAGGGCUUGCUGAUGUUAGCUAAGUUACAUUAGCAAUGAGCGAGUGAUGCAAGAAUGUUUUGGUAGUUCAUAGUUAGUUCGCAACUGCACACGUUGUCUUCCAACUUGCUAGCUACACUACUCUUCUUUCCAAUGUCUAUCUCCAAUGCUAGCCCGUACUACUAGUUAAAUUAGGGACCAAUACCAGUCUAGUAGGCUACCAUUAUCGCACGAGUUGAACGUACUAUUAACGUUACCAAAAUCAUAAUGGAAAUGCACCAUGAUCGUUUCCAAAGACACUCGGCUUGCUAGUUGGCUAUGUAUGCAAUCUGCACAGAUACAAUUGUGAAUUCGUUAUUCUCUAUCUAGUACUUAACCAACAGCCUUAAACAUUUUACAUCGGUGUUGUCCGCUUAUCUACAUCAUUCUAAUAACUAAAGGGGGUCACGUUGGAAUAGAGCAGGGUUGGCCAAAUUCGGAUCUGGGGCCUCCCCUUCAUCCACGUUUUGGUUUCUGACCUAACACUACACAGCUGAUUAAAAUAACCAACUAACCAAGGUUUGAUUAUCUGAAUCCACUGUGUAGUGUUAGGGCAAAAACCAAAACGUUUGGGAAACCCUGGAGUAGAGGAGUGCUGCCUACAUUAAUUAACUUUAGCCUGCGAGUGAAAUAUGGAUUGACCACUUGGUGAAGUUGAAAGGUGCCCAGAGAUUCAGUUCAAACCAGGGGCGGGUGUCUGUGUUUCUAUUUUAAUCUGUUAACAUGGGACACAUCAGAUAUGACCAGGCUAGGUCUUGCUUUAGUGCUGGUUGGUUAUAUUCUUGGCUCCAGUGCUGGGUUCUAAUUCUAAAUGUAGAUGCCAAGACAGGUCAGAGACUGAGCAAGACUGUGCCAGAGUUUGGGUUCACAGGUCAGGGGAAGAUCACAUCUGGAAACAGGUUGCCAAAGUAGACUGACUGGUCUGGUACAUCACCCUGUGUCUCGUUCAUUAACUGCUAUAUUCUGGGAGUAACUUCACUGGUCUUGGCUGUACACAUAACAGUGCUAUUGGAAUCCAUGUUGGGUUUUGAUAGCUGAGGAAUGCUCAACUCUUCUCUUUUAUAUCGAGGAGAAGUUGAUUAUUGAUAACAUGUUGUGUGAUUUGACGGCAACAACUGAGUUGCCAUCAAUAUUUUUAUUGACUACAACCACCUACUUUCCUGAUUUGUUUUGCUCAACUCUGUGUGAAAGCGCUUGUGCCAACUGAAUCUGUUUUACGUAGUACAUCAAGGCUGUUGCGUCUCCAGUUAAGCAACAACGAGGAGAAAUUAGGUUGUAUUCAAUGAAAGUAUGAAUUUCAGUGUUCCCCGUGAAAGGACCACAGUUAGUUACAAACUUAGGUACAUUUAAAAACGCCUACAAGUAUCGACUGACGGGACUAUUUAUUUAUUUUGCUCCUUUGCACCCCAUUAUUUUUAUUUCUACUUUGCACAUUCUUCCAUUGCAAAACUACCAUUCCAGUGUUUUACUUGCUAUAUUGUAUUUACUUUGCCACCAUGGCCUUUUUUGCCUUUACCUCCCUUCUCACCUAAUUUGCUCACAUUGUAUAUAGACUUGUUUUUUUACUGUAUUAUUGACUGUAUGUUUGUUUUACUCCAUGUGUAACUCUGUGUCGUUGUAUGUGUCGAACUGCUUUGCUUUAUCUUGGCCAGGUCGCAAUUGUAAAUGAGAACUUGUUCUCAACUUGCUUACCUGGUUAAAUAAAGGUGAAAUAAAAAAUAAAAAAAUAAACUCAAUGGUGUUGCUAUCAAAUCAAGCAACCUGCUAUUAAUAACUCAACUCCAUAAUAUAAGGGACUUGAGUGUUGUCAUUGCAUUGUCAUGGAUGUUCUAAAAUGGGGGACAUUUCCAUUGAAAAUAAGAAUUUGUUCUUAACUGACUUGCCUGGUUAAAUCUGGGAAUUCGAGGGCCGCCAGUUGCCCAUCCCUUGCCCUAGAUAAAAGCUCAGUGAGAGAAGGUCUGACGUGUCCCACUGGGGGGCUCAUGUAUUCCCCCGGCUCUCACUGCUCUAGAUACGGUUAUAAGCACCUUACAGUUUGUCUGGGGAGGGGUGUGUGAGAGGAUAUGUGGUGGGUUUGUGUUUACACUAGUGGGGAGAGGCUGGAAAAGGGGAGAAGUACCAGUAAAUGGAGGUUUCUGUGACCUUAACAACACUAGAAGGGGUCAUGUAGAGUCCCCUUUGGAGUAGGAUAGGGCAGUGGACGUUCUACCUCUGUAAUCAUUGACUACCACUGACCAAUCAGUCAUGUCUCCAUGUCACCUCCUCUUAUGAUGCAACUGGUCAGUAAACCAAUCAAUUUGAUCCAUAGUUAAAGUAAAAACAACCCCCGCAGUUAGCCUGCCCUUUCAACAACCUUAUGCACAAUUAGAGUAAUGCUUAAUAUCAAAUCUCAGUAUGGAUCAACAUUUUGCUUCCACCUCUUUUAGCUGUUUCCUGUCUUCAGAUCAAUCUGUUUAGCCUGCCCCUCUACAUCCUGUUGUUUCUUAGCACUAUGAAUCUUGGUGUCAGUGUGACUUAUGAAUUGUGAGUCAGUAGGUUAUGAAUUGUGGGUGAGUAGUAUCUUUGUAUCAGUAUGAUUCAUGAUGAAUAGUGAGUCACAUUGUUAGUGCCUUUACUGAUUUGGCUCCUCCUCACUGAGCUCUCUGAGUCUGUACUGAUGCAGUUUGAACAACUGUCACAGUUUGGUUUAGUCUUUCUCUGCAGAGCCCUUUCUUUCUCUCUUUCUCAUUUAUCAUCUCCAGUUUAUAUUUUCUCUCUCCUCUGUGGAUAGGUAGGACUGUGCACUCGCUGCUUGGUCGACCACGGUAACCACCACCAUGCCGUUCCCCUUUGGCAAGUCCCACAAGUCGCCGGCGGACAUCGUCAAGAACCUGAAGGACAACAUGACUGUGUUGGAGAAACACGACAUCUCUGACAAGAAGGCUGAGAAGGCCACGGAGGAGGUGUCUAAGAGCCUCGUGGCGAUGAAGGAGAUUCUGUAUGGCACCAAUGAGAAGGAGCCCCAGACAGAGGCGGUGGCCCAGCUGGCCCAGGAGCUUUACAACAGCGGCCUGCUCAGCACCCUCGUAGCUGACCUGCAGCUCAUCGACUUUGAGGGUAAGAAGGAUGUGGCUCAGAUCUUCAACAACAUCUUGAGGCGUCAGAUCGGGACACGGACGCCCACGGUGGAGUACCUCUGUACUCAGCAGAACAUCCUCUUCGUGCUGCUCAAAGGGUACGAGUCUCCAGAGAUCGCUUUGAACUGUGGCAUCAUGCUGAGGGAGUGUAUCAGGCACGAGCCGCUGGCCAAGAUCACUCUGGGGGCCGAGCAGUUCUACGACUUCUUCAGAUACGUGGAGAUGUCCACGUUCGACAUCGCUUCAGACGCAUUCGCCACUUUUAAAGACUUGCUAACGAGACACAAGAUUCUGAGUGCAGAGUUCCUGGAGCAGCAUUACGACAGGUUCUUCAGUGAAUAUGAGAAGUUACUCCACUCUGAGAACUACGUGACUAAAAGGCAAUCCCUCAAGUUGCUGGGAGAGCUUCUUCUCGAUCGACACAAUUUCACCAUCAUGACGAAAUAUAUCAGCAAGCCAGAGAAUCUCAAGCUAAUGAUGAACCUUCUUCGAGACAAAAGCCGCAACAUCCAGUUUGAGGCCUUCCAUGUCUUCAAGGUGUUUGUGGCCAACCCCAACAAGACACAGCCCAUCUUGGACAUUCUUCUGAAGAACCAGACCAAACUCAUCGAGUUCCUCUCCAAGUUCCAGAACGACAGGACGGAGGACGAACAGUUCAAUGAUGAAAAGACGUACCUGAUCAAACAGAUCAGAGAUCUGAAGAGGCCGUCCCCCCAGGAGGCCUGAGGGAGGGGCUUAAGGGGUCCAGACAACAUCUGGAUAACGGACUCAUCAGCAGCCGCUGCUGUUCUGGUUUUUCCACCAUUUUGAGGAAGAAAAAAAAUAACGCGCCCACAUCAAGUCAUCAGGAAGUCUCCCGCUCAUUCUGCUGUUCAACGCAAUGGACAUUAGAUGUAUUUUUUUCUAUUUUUAUUUCUAGUAUCUCCUUUUAAAAAGAUGAACAUAAUAGAUGAUGCUUGUUUCUUCCACAUUAAGACAUGUGGAAGGGUAACAUCAACAACACAACAAAGGUCAUUCAAACAUAGUAACAUCGAAAUCUACAUUUGAGUGCUAUGCAGACUUCUGACACACACGUAGUGCUAUAAUAUCAACAUAAACCUUGAGGUGAAAAGGUACUAGCAAAGUGAGCAUGGUUGCAUGCCUUGUUCGAAUGUGACAGAUCAAUCGCUGUACUUGGCUAAACGCUGGCCCUGUCUACUUAGUGUCACAGUCUGCAAAAAGCACGUACCAGCUACAACUCUUAUCUAUGCUUUCAUCGUAUACAGCAGCAACAGUGAUACAUUUUCAAAUGGGCUCUCCAAUGGCCUCAUACCAAACCAUGCAGCUAUUGGUGUGUUGUGAAACAGCACAAAGCGAAUGAUAUGGGUAAAAUGCUAGAUAUUAUUUCGGUACAGGCCUGACUUGUUCUGGGACAGGGUGAACAUGUACAUAUUACUUUUAUUUUUGCUUUGUAGAUUUUGUUGAAACAUUGACAAAUGAAUAUAUAUAUUUUACCUUAAAUCAAGUUUUACGGUAAUUCUAAUCAAAUUCAUUUUUAAGAGGAAAAGUCUGUCUUUUUUUUUUUUUUGCAUUUAAUUUGACUGCUGAAUUUAAAUGGUGGCUGGUUUUUCUUUGUACAUAAUGUCCAGCCAGGGCCAGCUCUUACAUUGUUAACCUAGAGGACAUUACUAAUAAUUAGUACAGCUGGGGAAUGUAAUGGUAUUAGCCCAGAUCUCUUAAUCCUCUUAUCUUUCCGUCUGUAUUUCAGUAACUCGGACGACUAAAAUGUGCUGGGGUGCCAGGACAGUGGGGUGGAGGGGAGGCCUGGAGGGAAUGGGAUGGGGCAAGGUGAUAACUAAAACAUCAAGCCUGUGUGUUUGUGCUGAGCAGCCAGCCAAUGGUCACCUUCCCCUGCUCAGACAUUGCAUGUAUCAACCAAUGGUUGCAUGCCACGUCAUCCACUGAGAGAUUGCUAUAACAUAUGUGGUUAGCUGAUACGUAAAAUAUAUCCUAUACAAGCAUUGUAAGAUCUGGCAGGUGUCAGCAAUGCCUGGGUAGAGGAACACGCCCUCCAUCACCCAACUGGAAUCUGAUCCGGGAGGGGGAUUUCAGAGGAUCACAUCAUUCUUCCCCCCCACUCAUCCACUCUGGUUUAUUAUGAUAUUCACUGCUUUCUGGUGGUGUUGCACCAUAUCUAGUGAGCUUCAGGAGUUGACAAUUAUUUGGCACAUUCAAAUAUUUCCCCUUUACCACCCAGUUUGAGCCUUUUUCAUUGGGGUUGAAAUUCCAGUACAAUUCCAGAGCAUUAAGUAUGUUCUUUGGAGAUUGUUUAAAUGUUUACUUUACACUGACUGAGCUAAUCUGCCAUUUGAAACACCGUAUUUAUUUGAGGGAUGGAGUUGAUUGGAUAAUAUGAAUAUAUUGCAUAUAUACCACUCAAAAGACAUGUUUACUUGCAGUGAAGGAUAUGUUCCGAGAGUGAUGUUGAGCCAAGUGCUUUUGACUGAAAGCUCAAGAUAUCCCAAUAGAUGGCAGAUCAACCAUUUCAUUGUGCAAACCAACAGAGACCAGUAUUCCUCAAUGCAUACUUAAAUUGCAUGUUCCUCUACUGGCUGCAUGGUACUCUCUACAAGCAAUGUUGUACUGGAAUUUUCUUCCAAAAAUAACAAAUGACCAUUUGAGAGAGCUUGAAAUUAUUUGGCUAUGUCUAACCUUUGACUCUAGUCCCAGCACAUUGAGUGUGUGGGUGCUUUCAGUAGUGUCAAAGGCUUUGGCCUUACCAUCUAAACAUAAAUAAAUGAAAAACAUUUGGAAUAAAUUUAA